Messenger RNA from Penicillium brasilianum, 2204 nucleotides. Lineage: Eukaryota; Fungi; Ascomycota; Eurotiomycetes; Eurotiales; Aspergillaceae. The record is from the annotation of a GenBank genome assembly.
GACCGGGGCUGAUGCUCUACCCCGCUGCCCCGCUCAACGUGGAUUUAUACGACUGUAUACGACGCAGAACUACUGAUUGCUUUGUGGAGCAAUCCGUCAAUCACGCAUCAUGAAUACUGCGCCUCAGGACUGGGCUAGAGAUACAGGCUCCGCAAUGGUAUCUAUUGGUACCCAUUGCCUGUAUACUUCAAUCAGUGGACCUCCUCGCACACCCCAAAAUCCCCUCGUCGUGGUUCUUGCCGGCGCCGGGGACGUCGCGUCCUCCUACACAGCCCUCGCACCUCUCGUAUCUCAAUUCUCCCGGAUUCUGCUCUAUGAUCGUUCCGGACUCGGUCGCAGUGAACCGAGACCGAGCUUACCGAAAUCCACAGAUCCCACGACUACUACGGCCGUUACGGCCGCCGAGGAACUACACAGCCUUCUCGUAACGACAAACUUGCGCUCACCGUUGGUUCUAGUAGCCCACUCUUACGGCGCUAUCGUUGCGCGCGAGUAUCUACAUUUGUACAAUGACGAAGUUGCCGGGAUCGUAUUCGCGGAUGGCUCCACCGAGCGACAAUGUGACUAUUUUGAGCUUCCGGAUGCCAAUAUCAAUGCAGUGCUGGGGAAUCUCAAAGUGGCGCAGGUGACGGGUCUACGAGCGGACUCGAAACUUCAAAGAGAUGAAUGGAGAGAUCGAGCCAUCGAUAUUGCGCGCGGGGCAGCCGCAGCACGAGUCGAAGUUGAUUCGUUUGUGGGCGUUUGCCAUACACUCGCGGAGAAAAAGCAGUUUCAGAACCGGGCGAUGGGGCAUCGACCGGUCAGUGUAAUUCGCUGUAAUAGCGCUAUGGACUACGAGCGAAUCUAUGAGAAUGGCGUUGAGGCAGGGAAUGGGACGCCACAGCAGCAACGAGCUUUCCGGGACCUCCUGGAUCGAUGGGAGGCGAUAGACCGGAAGAUGAAGGAGGAACAGCUCCAACUUUCCUCGACCACGCAUCUAGUGCAUUUGCCGGACUGCGGACAUAACGUGCAUUUGAUACGGCCGGAUAUAGUGGCUGACGAGAUUCGUUGGGCAUUAGAUCAGCUGCGGAAUCCGCGGGGUGAUGCGUUGCUUUGAUGGUGUCUUAGUCCGGUAGAUCAUGAUACAUGAUUUCAUGUAGCUUGUUCAAUGUUCAUCAAUCCUGGUUGAAGAUCCACUUUGGUACAGGUGCUGCUUUGUUUCUGGCCCAUGGGUUUGUGUAAAUCGUUGAAUACCAAGAAACGUCGAGGAAUCACUGCCACUGCCAUAAAUACUCUAAGACUUGAUCUAAUGCAUUUUGGCUAUAAAUAAGGUGCUUCGCCUGAAGAUUCGCAAGCACUCUGCAUGUCGAUCAGAUCAGUAUCCAUGCUAUCUUUAGAUAGCAGAAUCCCACGAGGGAAAAGCUCUAAAUAUUCUGCAGCCUAGAAAAGCAGGAGCCAGUCAAGAGUCUCCUCCAUCUAGCACAGCCUCUGCCUUAUGUGGCUUAUCUAAUGUUUCCACGUGAUCUUAGGGUUGAUCAUCAAAUCCCGUGACCAUGCAGGGCAUUCACCGCCACAAGCCUUGUACACGCUGUACGGAGACAUCCACUCACUCAUCCUGUAGGAGACGCCGUAGGUCACUUCGUAGGCAACUCCGUGGGGUUCCCAUUUGCGUGUAGAUUUGUAAGGCACCAAUUGUGGCGAUAGCUCUGGGCUGAAGUGCAGCAAGAACAGGCUUCGCAGGUACGCAGGCCUCCUACCAGGAUGGCUGCCUGACUUGAUUUUCCUUAGCACUGGAAACCCAAGACUGGGUCGAUCGAAGCGAAUAAAGCGAUUCUUAUUGGUACCCAUAUAGCGGUGGUCGAAGGCGGGCUCGUUCAAUCGUGUGAGUCAUUCAUGACAACAGCUCGAGGUACCAACUAGAGCCUGUGGCCACAGUCCAUCCAAGAUCGGCUAUGGUGGGGUGGGAAGAAAACGCCCAAACCAAGAAAAGCAUUAAAAAGCCAACGCAUUCUCCCUGGUUGAUGCCUGCAUCUAUGCAGUAGUAUAUAAAUUCCCCCGGCCCAGUGACGAAUUUGCCCUGCUGAACAAGAAACCAGAGACCCUCAUUCAGCUGGUCGGUAACUCCGGGACUGUCGUGGACGAACAGAAAGUCCGAGAAGCGCGGCAAAUCUGCGCCACAGUGGCGGUUCUUGUUUGACGCACGCGGGCGGCCUCAGGUAUAAAAG